Messenger RNA from Panicum virgatum (switchgrass), 999 nucleotides. RefSeq lists its product as uncharacterized. The record is from RefSeq and is a predicted model, not a curated record. NCBI's taxonomy places the organism in Eukaryota, Viridiplantae, Streptophyta, Magnoliopsida, Poales, Poaceae. Bases 314 to 637 code for a protein of 107 amino acids. The transcript has 3 exons.
ACUGCGCACGAGCGAGGAAUGGGGAAAAAUCCUCCGAGGCAUUAUCUCAGGAAAAAAUGAUUUCUCCAAGAAGCUGCUGAAAUUAAGAGGCGAGGGCACCAAUAUUUCGACGUCGUCUUCACCUACAAGUGGAGGAAAAACCAAGAGAGGAGUCGCGGCAGUCAAAGAGCGGAGGGCAAGCUGGGAGCCUGGGAUUCAUUGGAGCUAUCACGAAAUCGGAAGAAACCCUACUGACCCCCGCUCCGCGUCGGUUUCCCCCCAAUUCGCAUCCGCGGCGUGAGAUGAGACGGUUCUGUAAUUGCUGAUUGGCGUGAUGAAUUCGAGGCCAAUAGUUCUUAUCUUCCUCCUGCUCGUGCUCAUCAUCACAUCACAGUUUGAGUGGAAGCAACAGAUUGGUGAGGCUGAGGCGAAUCCAACAGCUACACGGAGGAGGCAGCAGGCACUUGAAAGGGAAGAUGCUGUUAAAGAGAAAAUAAUAUUGGCACAAGAGAAAAAUAUUCAGCAACUUAAUGAGCUUAUCCAGAGCCUUCAACUUCAGCUGUUGCAUUGCCGUGGCAGUAAUAGUACUGCUCAUACCACCUCAAGUCAGUCGACUGGCAACAACGAAGUGGAGGGACAGGAAAUGAUCGGUGAUUGAUAACCCCAUGUGGUGACAUAGGUAGUUUGCUUCAGAGUACAACCAAGACAAGAACAGAAGCUUUUCAUGCAAUGGAAACCCAUAUCACCGCCAUCUGGUCGGCUGGUAGUGAGUCAUUGUUGAUGUACUGGUAUUGUGAUAUUUGACAUUACCAUCUUUCUUCUCCUUUCACUCCAGUUUGUACAGGGUUGUAGUAUGUUGGUUUAGGUUGCUCUCCCGACAAAGAUCUGAAUGUGUGUGCCAAUCUUUUUUUUUUUGUGUGUUUGUUGAUUAUUUUACCCUCUCAAUCAAUAUAUGUGCUCGAAUCUGUGUAUGGUGAAUCAUUUCUUUAUGAUCUUAGUUUCAUGCCCUGCAUUUUUCCA